AUGGGAGGAAAUCUGUCAACCCCUUCAACAUUCAUCCUUCUGGGAUUUGGCAAUGACUUUGAACUGCGAAUCCUCCUCUUUGUCUUGUUCCUUGCCAUCUAUGCUUUGUCGCUUGUUGGGAACCUCUUAAUUGUUUUACUUGUUGCAGUUGACCAGCAUCUUCACAAACCCAUGUAUUUCUUCCUCAUGAACUUGUCGGGCUUGGAGACCUGCUACAUUUCAACCAUCCUGCCCAGGAUGCUGGUCAGUUUCCUUACUGGGGAUAGGUCCAUAUCUAUUAAGGGUUGCAUCACACAAUACUAUUUCUUUGGUUUCUUGGCAUGCACAGAAUGUUACCUUCUGGCAAUGAUGUCUUAUGAUCGGUAUUUGGCAAUAUGCAAACCUCUGCACUACCCAACUAUAAUGAGUGGUAGACUCUGCCUCCAGUUAGCAUUCACUUCUUGGAUGUGUGGCCUGGUGACCAACACUAUCAUAACUUCUUUUUUGGGUCAACUAACUUUCUGUGGACCCAAUGAAAUUGAUGAUUUCUUUUGUGAUGUUUAUCCAUUAGCAAACCUCUCAUGCAGCAAUACCCGCCUAGUAAAACUUGCAACUUUGAUUUUGGGGUUUAUGGGAAUAGGGUCCCCUUUUCUCCUAACUUUAGCUUCUUAUGUCUGCAUUAUUUGUACCAUCUUGCGAAUUAAAUCCAGAGCUGCCCAGCAGAAGGCCUUUGCCACCUGCUCUUCCCAUCUGAUUGUUGUGACACUUUUCUUCCUUUCGUUAUUCUUAGUUUAUGUGGUUCCAGAAACAGAAAAAUUAAAGGAAUUACAUAAAAUCUUCUCUUUCUUCUACACCAUCUUUACCCCCAUGUUAAAUCCUCUCAUUUACAGUUUGAGAAAUAGAGAGGUCAAGGAAGCUUUGUUCAAAUUUGUCAGAAUUUUUUUGUGA
Podarcis muralis (Common wall lizard) is the source of this 927-nucleotide messenger RNA. Its product is annotated as olfactory receptor 6B1-like. Gene Ontology annotation, molecular function: G protein-coupled receptor activity; olfactory receptor activity. Gene Ontology annotation, cellular component: membrane. The record is from RefSeq and is a predicted model, not a curated record. NCBI's taxonomy places the organism in Eukaryota, Metazoa, Chordata, Lepidosauria, Squamata, Lacertidae. Gene Ontology annotation, biological process: G protein-coupled receptor signaling pathway.